Salmo salar (Atlantic salmon) is the source of this 811-nucleotide messenger RNA. Lineage: Eukaryota; Metazoa; Chordata; Actinopteri; Salmoniformes; Salmonidae. The record is from RefSeq and is a predicted model, not a curated record.
UGUUGUUUUACAGCUCAAAUGAAAAGCAGCUCACUCUAGAACGAGUGUAACAUCGUAAUGCAAAGUCAUACAUUCUAUAAGAGCAGAUAUCACUGUAAAUAUCCCACGUGUGCUUUCUCCGUCGACGUUCAUUCAAAUCCGCUAGCCAGUUUUUGGCAAAAAUGAUAGCGUGUUUUUAUCGUGUCUUCUUUGUUUGUUCAGAUGAGUACCUGUUCGCUGGCGCAUCCCAAUGGGCAGGAGGCCGACUCUGUCCCCGCCAAGCGGCUCUGCAAGGGGGAGUGCGUUCAGGAUGGGUCGGUCGGAGGUGGAGGGGGAAGGCAAGCAGGGCAGUGGAGGUGUCUAUAGUCAUGCCAGUGCAUAACGCCUCCUGCUGGCUGGAUGAGUGUCUGCAGGGGAUUUUGGCUCUAUGGAACUGUCUGUCUACGAUGACGCCAGCACUGAUGGUUCCAGAACGAUAGUGGAGGCAUGGAGGGAGAGGCUGGAAAGGAGAGGUGUUUCCAUGGUGAUCUCUGGCCAUGACUCCGCCCAACCCAGAGGAGUGGGUCAUGCCAAGAACCAGGCUGUGUCUCAGAGCUCUGGAACGUUCCUCUGCUUUCAGGACGCUGAUGAUGUGAUGAUGCCUCAGCGAAUACAUCUCCAAUACGAGGCCUGCCUCUUCAACUCUACCUCUUUGAUUGGCUGUCAGGUCCGCAGGGAUCCAGAGGGAUCUACUGAGCGCUACACACGCUGGAUCAACAACAUCAGCCAGGAUCAACUCAGCACCCAGGCCAAUAUUCUACAUAGUUUAGCGCAGAAAACCUGGUCUAAUUAA